This is a messenger RNA of Onychomys torridus (southern grasshopper mouse), 3729 nucleotides long. RefSeq names its product F-box and WD repeat domain containing 11 (gene Fbxw11). The transcript has 14 exons. The record is from RefSeq and is a predicted model, not a curated record. Gene Ontology annotation, molecular function: protein dimerization activity. Lineage: Eukaryota; Metazoa; Chordata; Mammalia; Rodentia; Cricetidae. The coding region runs from base 326 to 2017 and encodes 563 amino acids.
AGAUUCUCCAGGUCUGCACAUCCCUCACUCCCAGCCCUGUGCUCCUCGAAGGGGACCCUCUACAGUGGCGAGCCCCCGGCAAAGUGGGUCGAACGGCUUCCUGCUCCCACAAGGCCGCGCGAGCCGCGGUGGUUGUCGGGAGUUAUAGUCCCCGCUGUGCGUCCUGCGUCCGCCGAGUGGGAGGGCGGAGCUGCCGGCGGCCCGGGCGGGCUGGCAGCUAGAGUGGGUGCGAGAGCCGCCUCCACCGCCGCCGCCGCCACCGCCUCCUCCGCCCGGGCCGUUCGCUGCUGAGCGGGGAGAGCGAGGCGGGGCCGCCGGGGCCGCCAUGGAGCCCGACUCGGUGAUUGAGGACAAGACCAUCGAGCUCAUGUGUUCUGUGCCAAGGUCUUUGUGGCUAGGCUGCGCCAACCUGGUAGAGAGCAUGUGCGCACUGAGUUGCCUGCAGAGCAUGCCCAGUGUCAGAUGUCUCCAGAACACUUCAGUUAUGGAAGAUCACAAUGAAGAUGAGUCCCCAAAGAAAAGUGCUCUAUGGCAGAUAAGUAACGGAACAUCAUCUGUGAUUGUCUCCAGAAAGAGACCGUCAGAGGGGAACUACCAGAAAGAGAAGGACUUGUGCAUUAAGUACUUUGACCAGUGGUCUGAGUCAGAUCAGGUGGAGUUUGUGGAGCACCUUAUCUCACGAAUGUGUCAUUACCAGCAUGGACAUAUUAACUCUUACCUGAAGCCCAUGUUGCAGCGCGACUUUAUCACCGCCUUACCAGAGCAAGGCUUAGAUCACAUAGCAGAAAACAUUCUUUCCUACCUGGAUGCCAGGUCUCUGUGUGCAGCAGAGCUGGUGUGUAAAGAAUGGCAGCGAGUGAUCUCAGAAGGCAUGCUUUGGAAGAAGCUGAUCGAGAGGAUGGUGCGCACUGACCCUCUCUGGAAGGGCCUCUCAGAGAGAAGAGGGUGGGAUCAGUACCUGUUUAAGAACAGACCUACAGACGGCCCUCCCAAUUCAUUUUAUAGAUCUCUAUACCCAAAGAUUAUCCAGGACAUAGAGACCAUAGAAUCGAAUUGGCGGUGUGGUCGGCACAACUUGCAGAGGAUCCAGUGCCGCUCAGAAAAUAGUAAAGGUGUCUACUGUCUGCAGUAUGACGAUGACAAGAUUAUCAGUGGCCUCCGAGACAACUCCAUCAAGAUCUGGGAUAAAACCAGCCUGGAGUGCUUGAAGGUGCUGACAGGACACACAGGCUCUGUCCUCUGCCUCCAGUAUGACGAGCGAGUCAUCGUGACUGGUUCUUCAGAUUCGACAGUGAGAGUCUGGGAUGUGAACACGGGUGAAGUUCUCAACACACUCAUCCAUCACAAUGAAGCCGUACUGCACUUACGCUUCAGCAACGGACUGAUGGUGACUUGUUCCAAGGACCGGUCCAUUGCUGUGUGGGACAUGGCUUCUGCCACUGAUAUCACUUUACGCCGUGUCCUGGUUGGCCACCGUGCUGCUGUCAAUGUAGUAGACUUUGAUGAUAAGUACAUUGUGUCUGCCUCUGGAGACAGGACCAUUAAAGUGUGGAGCACGAGCACCUGUGAGUUUGUUCGCACUCUGAAUGGGCAUAAGCGGGGCAUCGCCUGUCUGCAGUACCGGGACCGGCUGGUCGUCAGUGGCUCAUCGGAUAACACCAUCCGGCUAUGGGAUAUUGAGUGUGGUGCCUGUCUGAGAGUCCUGGAGGGGCACGAAGAAUUGGUCCGAUGCAUCCGUUUUGAUAACAAGAGGAUUGUCAGUGGCGCCUAUGAUGGGAAGAUUAAAGUCUGGGAUUUGCAAGCUGCUCUUGACCCUCGGGCCCCAGCAAGCACAUUGUGUCUGCGCACCUUGGUGGAACACUCUGGACGUGUGUUUCGGCUACAGUUUGAUGAGUUUCAGAUCAUCAGCAGUUCCCAUGAUGACACUAUUUUGAUUUGGGAUUUCUUAAACGUGCCUCCCAGUGCCCAGAAUGAGACACGUUCUCCCUCCAGAACCUACACCUAUAUCUCCAGAUAGCGGUCUGCACUUUGGCCCAAUCUGGGUUCCCUGGUCUUGAACUACUGGCUACAUGGCGGCUACCACAUGCCUAAGGGAGUUCGUUCACAGCUGAGUGCUGGGGCUGGGAUUGGUUCUAGAUGCUGGGUAGACAUACCAGCCCUACUCUUCAAGCCCCAACUUUCCCAGCACCACCCCUGGCUCUACUUGGAGAAGGACAGCUUAGCCUACCGACUGCAAGUAGAGCAGCAGCGCACGCCCUCCCUCCAGUGAAGAGCCCAACGCUUCCUUCCGAUGCACACGCUCACGGGAAGGACACAUGGCCUGUUCUUCAGAAGCAAAGCGACCGUGGGAGAAGACCUGUCUCUAAUUUACAUCGCUUUGAACCUUGGUUUGGUACUAAAAACAACAUUGCAUUCUUGGUGAAGUGUUGGGGGUUCAGGGCUCUCUUCUCCAGCAGCAGCAGCAGCAGCAGCAGCAGCAGCAGCAGCAGCAGCAGCAGCAGCUUCUCCUUAGACCUUCAGGUCACUGUCAUUCUGACGUGCAUAGGAAUGUGUCGGACAAUGGACAGCUCUGGAUUAUUUUAGUAUUUUUGGAUUACACUUCCUUUCUGUACCAGUUUCUUUUAAUUUAAAGAAUAAGUGAGUUAUAUUACCUCUCCACAGGUGAUACGGCUAUUUUCUUUUAUUAACUGUUCUCUGUUCCCUCAUCAUUUCCUGAUAUUUGCUAGAGUAACACCCUUAUCCACGUGCUUGCCUCCUAAUUUAAAAUACUGUACCCGCAUGUAGAUAUAAUGUACAUAACAAUUCAAGCUCAAGGUUGCCGGACGGGCCCCUGCAUCGGAGACACUACUGUGGAGUGUGUCGCGCUCAGCUGCAGGUGGGCCCGAGAGCCUGACUCCAGGGUUGCUGUGAUUCCUAGAACCUUCCUGCAGUGUUCCUUUGCGUUUUAUUUGUCACUGUCCUGUGUGUGCUGUGUUCAGAUGGAACUUCAGAAGUUUAUCAGGAUGUUUGUUUGUUUGUGACUUCUGCAGUGGACAGGCAUCUUUGCAGUCUCCAUGUCACUGUUCUCCUCCUCAUGAGUACCCCUCCUGAGAGCUAGUGAUCACCUCAUCACGGGGAUCAUCUCUUCUCUGUCCAAUGUCCUGCUGUGUGGCAGUAACCCUGAGACAGGGAGAAGGCAGCCCCGUUGACGGGGCUCCUGGCUCUGGGCUCCCUGCACUCUGGCAGGGUGUUGGAAGCUGCUGAGUUAGAACCUGCGGAGCAGGUCAGCUGUUCAGAGCUCACAGGAAGGGCAAGGCCCUCCUGUGUGGAGCACAGCCUCAGGCCUCCCUCUCCUCCCCUCCCCUCCUGUCAGCUCUGGUGUGACUCAUCACUUCAGUUCUCUAAGCUCCCGGGUGUGAGAGGCACACAGACAGGACUUUGGUCGACAUUUCCCUCUUCCAAGAUUAGGUUUUGAUUUGCCCCUCACCAUUGUUUCCAAAGAUCAAGGAAUGCCAGUGAGUACCCUUUAAAGGACCAACCAGCCCCUCCCUGGGAAUGGAGCCUCUUCCCAUGGAAGCACACUCUAGGAGAGAGAAGGCCCCUGGGCUCCACUCACCCUGGCAUUGUGAAUGCUGUGGGCAUCAGUGUGUGUCAGUGAUUGGUUUAUUGGUUGAUGUUGCUUUUUCCUUGUUGGUGUCGUCUCUUCUCUUCUCUUCUCUUCUCUUCUCUUCUCUUCUCUUCUCUUCCUCU